UCCUGUUUGACAUCUCAACAACAACGAAUUUCUCGCUGAUCUUUUUCGACCAGUGCACAAUGUUUUCAUCAAGUAUUAGAAGGCUCUCCAGUCGGGAUAUUUACGUUGGAAAGCAGUUAAGAUUUUCCUCUCGCUACUACGGCAGAAAACGACAACUUCCCGCUAAUACUGUCAUAAAUUUUGUGCCACAACAAGAGGCUUGGAUCAUUGAAAGAUUUGGAAAAUUUUCUCGCGUUUUAGAUCCCGGUCUUGCAAUUUUAAUUCCAUUUAUUGAACAAAUAAAGUAUGUUCAAAGUUUGAAAGAGGUCGCGGUUGAAGUGCCAUCACAGUCUGCUAUCACUCUUGAUAAUGUUACUCUGCAGCUUGAUGGUGUCUUAUAUUACCGAGUUGAAGAUCCUUAUCAAGCAUCUUAUGGUGUGGAAGAUUGUGAGUACGCAGUAACACAAUUGGCUCAAACGACGAUGCGAUCCGAGUUAGGAAAGAUAACGCUCGAUAAAAUAUUUCAAGAAAGAACGUCGUUAAACGCCAAUAUCGUCAAUGCUAUCAGUGAAGCAGCGUCAGCCUGGGGAAUAAAAUGUCUACGAUACGAGAUACGUGACAUUCAAUUGCCCAGUAAGGUCAAAGAAGCUAUGCAAAUGCAGGUUGAAGCGGAGCGCAAAAAGCGUGCUGCAAUUUUGGAAUCUGAAGGGACUAAGGUUUCGGCUAUCAAUGUGGCCGAGGGACAGAAACAAAGUCAAAUUCUUGCUUCUGAGGGAAGGAAACUGGAACAGAUCAAUACGGCAACAGGAGAGGCGAACGCUAUCUUAGCGAAAGCGAACGCGAGAGCCGAAGCAAUAAUAAAGAUUGCCGAGUCUUUAUCACUGGAGAGUGGAAACAAUGCGGCAGCUCUCACAGUAGCUGAACAAUAUGUUCAAGCAUUUGGUAACCUUGCCAAGACUAACAACACUGUCAUAUUACCUGCUAACGCUGGUGAUGCUGCAUCAAUGGUUGCGCAGGCAAUGGCUGUAUACAAUCAGGUUUCAAAGCCUACUCUAUCGAGUGAACCGCCAUCUGACGACCCUAACGAUGGAACAAAGAAUCGUCCAAGUUAUAAUGAGAAAGACGGUCUUAAAGAUAAUAGUUUGGAGUCAACCCAAAAUGAAAACGACUCAAUAAAAAUGGAUUACAAUGAAUCGAACACUGAAUGGGGACGAAUGUCUGAGCCUUCACACUUUACCGUAGCGGGUUCGCCUACUCGAAAACGUGACUUUCUGUAGCAUGUUUACACUAACAAUUUGGAGGAUUUCCUUUAUGAGUAUUCCAAAUAUCUUUGCGUUCUCGCAUUGAAGUAAAAGCAAUCUCCCACUACGAAAUAAAAAAAUAAAAUACAAA
This is a messenger RNA of Xenia sp. Carnegie-2017, 1371 nucleotides long. RefSeq names its product stomatin-like protein 2, mitochondrial. The record is from RefSeq and is a predicted model, not a curated record. Lineage: Eukaryota; Metazoa; Cnidaria; Anthozoa; Malacalcyonacea; Xeniidae. Gene Ontology annotation, cellular component: membrane. The coding region runs from base 60 to 1256 and encodes 398 amino acids. The transcript has 14 exons.